UUGUUGUGGGACUGAGGCGGCGCCGGCAGCCGAGCGGCCGUGACAGGCUGCGCAACAGGUUCGCAGCCGGCGGCCUGACGACCUCCCGGUGGCGGCGGCGGCGGCGGCCGCGGCGGCGCAGAGCAGGGUCUCCCGGCGCCCGCUGGGCCCGCGCUGAGGAAGCGCCGAGUCGCGCCGUGACGUGCGGGAGGCGCAGCGGGGCCGCCAGAUGGCUAAGAACUAGCAAGGAAAAUUCAGGACCAUGAUGGCUCAGUUUCCCACAGCAAUGAAUGGAGGGCCAAACAUGUGGGCUAUUACCUCUGAAGAACGCACUAAGCAUGACAAACAGUUUGAUAAUCUCAAGCCUUCAGGAGGUUAUAUAACAGGUGAUCAAGCACGUACUUUUUUCUUACAGUCAGGACUACCUGCUCCUGUUUUAGCUGAAAUAUGGGCCUUAUCAGAUCUGAACAAAGAUGGGAAGAUGGAUCAGCAGGAGUUCUCCAUAGCUAUGAAACUCAUCAAACUGAAGCUUCAAGGUCAACAGUUGCCCGUGGUUCUCCCUCCCAUUAUGAAGCAACCCCCUAUGUUCUCUCCAUUAAUCUCUGCUCGGUUUGGGAUGGGAAGCAUGCCCAAUCUGUCCAUUCCUCAGUCACUGCCUCCGGUUGCACCUAUGACAACACCCUUGUCCUCUGCGACUUCAGGGACCAGUCUUCCUCCCUUGAUGAUGCCUACUCCCCUAGUGCCUUCUGUUAGUACAUCAUCAUUACCAAACGGAACCACCAGUCUCAUUCAGCCUUUGUCCAUUCCUUACUCUUCUUCAACAUUGCCUCAUACAUCAUCCUACAGCCUGAUGAUGGGAGGAUUUGCUGGUGCUAGUAUACAGAAGGCCCAGUCUCUGAUUGACUUAGGAUCUAGUAGUUCAACUUCCUCAACUGCUUCACUCUCAGGGAACUCUCCCAAGACUGGGACUUCAGAGUGGGCAGUUCCUCAGCCCUCCAGAUUAAAAUAUCGGCAAAAAUUUAAUAGUCUUGACAAGAGCAUGAGUGGAUACCUCUCAGGUUUUCAAGCUAGAAAUGCCCUUCUUCAGUCAAAUCUUUCUCAAACUCAGCUAGCUACAAUUUGGACUCUGGCUGACAUUGAUGGUGACGGACAGCUCAGAGCUGAGGAGUUUAUCCUUGCCAUGCACCUCACUGACAUGGCCAAGGCGGGACAACCAUUGCCACUGACUUUACCUCCCGAGCUUGUCCCUCCAUCCUUUAGAGGAGGAAAGCAAAUUGAUUCCAUUAAUGGAACUCUGCCUUCAUAUCAGAAAAUACAAGAAGAGGAACCUCAGAAGAAAUUACCAGUUACUUUUGAGGACAAGCGGAAAGCCAACUAUGAGCGAGGGAACAUGGAAUUGGAGAAGCGACGCCAGGCCUUGAUGGAGCAGCAACAGAGGGAGGCAGAACGUAAAGCCCAGAAAGAAAAGGAAGAAUGGGAGCGAAAACAGAGAGAACUACAAGAACAAGAAUGGAAGAAACAACUUGAACUAGAAAAACGCCUGGAGAAGCAGAGGGAGCUAGAGAGACAACGGGAGGAAGAAAGGAGAAAAGAGAUAGAAAGACGAGAGGCAGCAAAACAGGAGCUUGAAAGACAACGUCGUCUAGAGUGGGAGAGAAUUCGUCGGCAAGAGCUUCUCAAUCAAAAGAGUAGAGAACAAGAAGAAAUUGUCAGGUUAAACUCUAAAAAGAAGAGUCUUCAUCUUGAGUUGGAAGCACUGAAUGGAAAACAUCAGCAGAUUUCAGGCAGACUUCAAGAUGUCCAACUCAGAAAGCAGACACAAAAAACUGAGCUGGACGUUCUGGAUAAGCAGUGUGACCUGGAAAUUAUGGAAAUCAAGCAACUUCAACAAGAACUUCAGGAAUAUCAAAAUAAGCUUAUCUAUCUGGUACCUGAGAAGCAACUAUUAAAUGAAAGAAUUAAAAACAUGCAGCUCAGUGACACACCUGAUUCAGGGAUCAGUUUACUUCAUAAAAAAUCAUUAGAAAAGGAAGAAUUAUGCCAAAGACUUAAAGAACAAUUAGAUGCUCUUGAAAAAGAAACAGCAUCUAAGCUUUCAGAAAUGGAUUCAUUUAACAAUCAACUGAAGUGUGGGAAUAUGGAUGACUCUGUUCUUCAGUGCCUUUUGUCUCUGCUAAGCUGUCUCAACCACCUCUUCCUCUUACUUAAGGAACUGAGAGAAAGCUAUCAUACACAGCAGUUAGCCCUUGAACAACUUCAUAAGAUCAAACGUGACAAGUUGAAGGAAGUUGAAAGAAAAAGAUUAGAGCUAAUACAGAAAAAGAAACUAGAAGAUGAGGCUGCAAGGAAAGCUAAACAAGGAAAAGAAAACUUAUGGAGAGAAAGUCUUCGAAAAGAGGAAGAAGAAAAACAAAAGCGACUUCAGGAAGAAAAAACACAAGAAAAAAUUCAAGAAGAGGAACGAAAAGCCCAGGAGAAACAAAGUGAGACAGCUAGUGCUUUGAUGAAUUAUAGAGCAUUAUACCCCUUUGAAGCAAGGAGCCAUGAUGAGAUGAGUUUUAAUUCUGGGGAUGUAAUUCAGGUUGAUGAAAAAACUGUAGGAGAACCUGGCUGGCUUUAUGGUAGUUUUCAAGGAAAUUUUGGCUGGUUUCCAUGCAACUAUGUAGAAAAAAUGCCAUCAAAUGAAAAAGUUAUGUCUCCUAAGAAGGCCUUACUUCCUCCUACAGUAUCUUUGUCUUCUACCUCAACUUCUUCUGAACCACUUUCUUCAAAUCAACCAGCAUCAGUGACUGAUUAUCAGAAUGUAUCUUUCUCAAACCUAACUGUUAAUACAUCAUGGCAGAAGAAAUCAGCUUUUACUCGCACUGUGUCCCCUGGGUCCAUAUCACCUAUUCAUGGACAGGUAGGUUGUCUGUUGUAGAACCUGAAAGCACAGGCCCUUUGUUCCUGGACUGCAAAGAAAGAUAACCACUUGAACUUCUCAAAACAUGACAUUAUUACUGUCUUGGAGCAACAAGAAAAUUGGUGGUUUGGGGAGGUGCAUGGAGGAAGAGGAUGGUUUCCAAAAUCUUACGUCAAGAUCAUUCCUGGGAGUGAAGUAAAGCGGGAAGAACCAGAAGCUUUGUAUGCAGCUGUAAAUAAGAAACCUACCUCUGCAGCCUAUCCAGUUGGAGAAGAAUAUAUUGCACUUUAUUCAUAUUCGAGUGUAGAGCCAGGAGAUUUGACUUUUACUGAAGGUGAAGAAAUAUUGGUGACCCAGAAAGAUGGAGAGUGGUGGACAGGAAGUAUUGGCGAUAGAACUGGAAUUUUUCCAUCAAAUUAUGUAAAACCAAAAGAUCAAGAGAAUUUUGGGAAUGCUACCAAAUCUGGAACAUCGAGCAAAAAACCUGAGAUUGCUCAAGUAACUUCAGCAUAUGUUGCUUCGGGUGCUGAACAACUUAGCCUUGCACCAGGACAGUUAAUACUGAUACUAAAGAAAAAUACAAGUGGAUGGUGGCAAGGGGAAUUACAGGCCAGAGGAAAAAAACGACAGAAGGGAUGGUUUCCUGCCAGCCAUGUUAAACUUCUGGGUCCAAGUGGUGAAAGAACCACACCUGCCUUUCAUGCAGUGUGUCAGGUGAUUGCUAUGUAUGACUAUGUAGCCAAUAAUGAAGAUGAGCUCAAUUUCUCCAAGGGACAACUUAUUAAUGUUAUGAACAAAGAUGAUCCUGACUGGUGGCAAGGAGAAGUCAAUGGAAUGACUGGUCUCUUUCCUUCAAACUAUGUUAAAAUGACGACAGACUCAGAUCCAAGUCAACAGUGACCCACUGUUGUCUUCCAGUUGUGAAAGCACCCCAGAGACCCACUAUCCAAGUUUGACUCUAGCGUGGAGGCAGGGCAGGUAGCCCUGAUCAAAUAUCUCCUACACAAUUCACUUACUUCGUUCAAAUGUUAGAGCCAAGAGGCACUUGUGAUUAUUUCUCUGUGUUUCUAAUUUACAGUUAAAAUUUAUUUGUAACAAGUUCAAGGAUAGUGGGUCUUUGUGUGGCUUUCCCUGCUGUUCGCUCUGGCAUCCUUUAGCAUUUUUCUUCUUUUUUAAUUUGGUAAUUUUAGGUCAUUAGCAUGCACAUUCAGUUUGCCCUUGUAUGGUGGGAGUUCAAACACACAAAGACCCACUAUUUGCACAUACUGUUCUCUCUGGUUUGGAAUGGGCUGCCGUGCUUUUCUAAUGUUACUGCAAGAUGUAUAUUCAUUACAGAAUUCAGAUGGCAUUUGCUUAUAUUCUGCUGUUAUGUUUGAUCUAAUCUAACCACAGUGAGCUCUAAUUGGCUCAGCCUGUGAUUUGAUUCACCCUCAAAUGAGCACUGUUUAUGCUGUUACCUUCUAAUAUGCCACUCUGAGUACCAAUAUUUAGAUUUGUUUAAAGGCCAAGAACUGGAAAUACCCUUUUCUGUAUUUUCUGUGUGAGCUAAGUGGGAGCAAUAACAUUUAGGGAGCUUUUCUUAUCUCACAGAAGAGGAAAGUGGCCUUUCCUGGCGUGUGUGUGCAGACUGUGAUGCAUUUAGUCUGUUUCAGCUGCACAAGCAUGAGCACAGAACCUUGGUAGUUCCUCUAGGUCUUCAUGUGCUCUGCUGCAGAUCCUGCCUCAUUGUGCUCUAGCUCAUAGCUAUUACUUCUUUAUGAUGACCUAAAAUGGACUCUUUUUUUCAGGAAUGAAAGACUCCCAUUGUUGACUGUAUGAUAUGCUAUGAAACCUUCCCUAGCUUAGAGCAUUUAUAUCUAUAUUUUAAAGUCAGAAUUCAUGUUAACUAUGAUAGUCACAUGAGUACAUGUCUCAGUACACAGAAGGACACUGUUGGCAUUUUUAAUGUAUUUAGUGAAAAUCAUAAGGAAUCCUUGAAGAGUUUAGAUGUCCUGAAGCAGGUGUACAGGCUGUAGCCAAGAAGGAUUCACAGGGAGCUGGAUUCCUGUGCAGAGAAAGCUUCUUUGAGGCUAGAAGACUGAUUGUACCAUUCACACUUCUCUGGCCAAUGUAUAUUCUUCACCCACAUUGGCUACUUUGGCAUAGAAUUUCACUUCUUUAAAGUGGAAAACACUUUAAAAAUAACAGACAUUAUUAUAAACUUAAUAUAUGUGAGAGUACUUAGCUGAAACAAAAAGGAGUUUUAGUAGAUAAUAUUAAACUGUAUUUGAAAAUCCAUGGCAAGUUUAUGCAACUUAAAAUGUUUACAAACUGCAGUGCACUCUACUGUUUGUGAAUGUCUAAAUGUUAUCAGGAUAAGUGUACAUACAGUCUCGGUCUUACUUCCUCACAAAGUUCUUCAAGAAAAAGUGAAAUAUGAUUUAUACCUCUCAGUUUAAGUCGAGGGAUACUUUGUGCAAUAUUUUUGUUAAUGUGUCUGUAUAUCAUGAAUAAAUGAUUUCAGUCAUACCUUGCCUAGAUCAUAACUUUACAGCACUUGAGAAAGAGCCAACAGUUUAGUUACAACUCUACAAAGUUCAAAGGUCUGUAUUCAAAAAUAUACUUCUCAUUAUUGGGGUGUAAGGAGGUAUAUAUGUGUGCUUCCUAGGGUGGGGAUUUCUAGUUACUAGACCACCUCAACUUUUAGCAUUUGGCAUCAUCAUGUUUUAUAAAUAUGACGUUAAUAGGAAAGCAAUAAUAUCAUCUUACAGGUAGAAUAACAGAUUUACCUGCAGUCACAAAAAGCAACAGUGCAAAAACUUCCAAAACUGACUUUCCCAUUGCUUUUCAUCUUCUGAGCUUUCUCCUUUUCACCUGUUAGUUGACUUCAGGGCAAGGACAGUUACUUUAAAUACUGAAGUUAGAAAUUAGAUCACUGCUUAUUAACCACAUCACUUCCUAAGGCACUCUUCCUUUGUAAUUUUGCUUUGGGGCUCAUCUAAUACACUGAUGAAUUAUUUCAAAGGUAUUUUUAUAGCUCAAAAUCACUUCACUUUUACAUUGAUGAAAAUAGAUAAUUAGGAAUGACAUUCACUUGAGCCUAAACUCAAAUAUAAUCAACCUGAAAAUACUGUAUUCAUCAGGUAGCCAUACAUGAACUCACAUACUGACCCCAUAUUAAGCUGAAUGUCAAUCUGGAAAAUAAACAGUGUGUUAACCAGAAUGCCACUCUGUAUAAGUAUGUUGUCAUAUAUUGACAGAAAGGUAAAAGGAAAGGAAAUCCUAUGACAAUCAUUUUAAUCAUUCUUAAAAGUGCAUGCAAUCCUUUAUCAUAACUCAUUCAGCCAUGGAUUCGUCCUCUUCCUGAUUCAGUGUAAGGCAGCUUUCAGUGUGCUUAGAAGAAAAGAGUCUGUUAGAAACAUGGAAUUUUUAAAUGGAAGUACAACCAGAUUAAUUUGAACCCUACAGGAAAUAAAGAAUAAAAAUACCUGUUUACUUAAAAAUUGCAAUAUGUGAUAAACAUUUUUAAAGCAUGUAAUUAAACUUGAGUUUUCCAGAAAUUAAAAAAAUCAGUUCUAAAACCAAAGCUGAUUUUUAGAAAAUUUGAAAAUUAAAAUCAACUCUACCCACUGUAUAGUUUCUCUAAAACUUUGAGUCAUUUUGAAAUAAUACAACUAUUUGAAAAAUAAAAUAUUUUAUUGUUUUAAAAUAAAAUAUGAAUACCAGUAGUUGGAAAGAAACUGAAGAAAAAGUAGAGAGAGAAAUGCCAAUUCCAGUCCAAAGCUUUACUUGCCAAGUUUUCUUAGAAUGAAUUUUACCAAGUUAUGGAAUUCUUGUAAAUAGAAUCUACAAUGGAAAUACCGAGAGACCUUUGCCUAAAGUGGCACUGUCGGAUGCUGCUGUGAUGCUACUGUAAUGUAAUAAAUUAUUAAAUUGUUGCAAAGUGCUGUUUUUGCCUUAAAUUUUUAUUUUGUGUGUCUUGAAAACUAUAGUAUUAAAGGUAUUGAAUUUGUGCAAAUGCUGGGCACGCUUGGCAUGAAAUAAUCUGUUUUUAUUUUUACAAAAUUGUAAUAUAACUAUGCAAGUGUGUUUAUUAAAAGAAC
Molecule: messenger RNA, 6963 nt
Organism: Castor canadensis (American beaver)
Lineage: Eukaryota; Metazoa; Chordata; Mammalia; Rodentia; Castoridae
Source: RefSeq, a predicted model, not a curated record